CGUCGUUAUAAAUACAGGCCGGAAGACCUGGCUGAGUGAAGAACAGGGUUCAUGUGCGUGAAGUUGCACCGUGCGGGCUGAAUGCGUGAAGCUGAGACUCAAACUUCACGCAGCACCGCACAGACGCGCCGGUAAACGCGGGAACGUGCCGCACUCGGCGGAAGGACGCCGGGGUCGCACGAGGCGGCGAGAGGUGACACAAGAGAGAUGUCCAGAUCACGGGAGCAGAGUCAGGUUUAUACGGGAGCCCACUGACACGGGGAAGGUUUGCACUUUUUCAGCCAGCUGCAGAUACAAGUCAACAUGUCUCACCGAGGGCCUUUAACUGCUGUCCUAACAACAGUAUUAGGGGCGACCUUAGGCGGGCUGCUCAUAUGGCGAGUGUACCGGACAAAAAGGAAGCGGCUGCCUUCCGUCCAGACGGCGGCCGAUCCUGUGGAAGCUCCGUGUCCCGUGGAGAAGGAGCUCACAGACGUGGCGUAUACGUGCACCCGAGCACCGCUCCUGGAGAAAGAGUUUAAGGCUGUGGAGUGUCAGACCACGCAGCCGCCCCCUGCUGUGCAGAUCCCGUCGUCUAAACAGCUGCUCGGGGUGAAACCAGUGAUGGUGAGCUCUGAAGAGGAGUGGCAGCAGCUGUGGCCGCUGAUGCAGAAGGAGUUGGCAGUCUUCCCCGUGCUGGGGUUUGACUGUGAAUGGGUAAAGAGCGACGCCGUGUCGGUGAAAGGCCGAGCCUCGGCGGUCUCCCUGUUACAGAUGGCCACAUAUUCAGGCCUGUGUGUCCUGGUGAGGCUGCUGGCGUUUCGAAGCGGCCACUUCCCUCUCAGCUUAAUGGAAGUCCUCCGAGACCCGCACAUUUUGAAAGUCGGCGUCGGCUGCUACGAAGACGGCAAGCGGCUGACGCGCGACUACGGCCUGUCGAUGACGUGCACGGUCGACCUGCGCUACCUUACUUUAAGACAAAGGCUGACUGCGGUGAAUAAUGGCCUCAGUCUGAAGUCUCUGGCAGCCGAUCUGUUGAAUGUGUCUCUGGAUAAAUCCCUGGAGCUGCGCUGCAGUGACUGGGAGGCAGAUCAGCUGACACUGGAGCAGAUGACUUACGCUGCGAGAGAUGCCCAAGUGUCCAUCGCCCUCUUCCUCCAUCUCCUCGGCCUCCAGUCCGAAGCCAGUCCCGCCUCUUCCAGCGGGAGCUCUUACUCCGAGUUGGCCGCCCGCUGCCAGGGCCUGGUGGACGUGCCUUUCAGGGGCCGAGGAGACGGAGAAGACAGGGCGUCUGACGGAGAGAGGAGGCGGAGGACGCGGAAACCGCCCGCUCAAGAAAGCCCGGAGUCUGGAGAUCAGCAAGUCCCAGACCCUCGAAAGAAUAACAAGAGGAAACCGCUGGGCGUGGGCUACUCCGCCAGGAAGUCUCCUCUCUAUGAUAACUGCUUCCUCCACGCUCCGGAUGACCAGCCUCUGUGUACCUGUGACAAGAAGAAAGCCAAAUGGUACCUAGAUAAAGGAAUAGGAGUGCUCCAGAGUGAAGAUCCUUUUGUAGUCCGGCUGCUGUUUGAGCCGUCGGGACGUCCGGACUCCCAACAGGACUAUUAUCUGACUGCCAAGGAGAAUCUGUGUGUAGUCUGUGGCAAAGCGGAUUCCUACAUCAGGAAAAACAUCGUGCCACAUGAGUACAGACGGCAUUUUCCCACCGAGAUGAAAGACCACAACUCCCACGACAUCCUGCUGCUCUGCACCAGCUGCCACGCUGCCUCCAAUGUGCACGACGGCUUCCUGAAGCAGCAGCUGGCUGAAGAGUUCGCUGCCCCUCAGGGCUGCGAGGAGGGAGUCCGCCUGCUGGAGGACUCCGACCGACGGCGGGUACGUUCGGCGGCUCGCGCUCUGCUCACUGCCGGCGAAGGACUGCCGGAGCAGCGACGAGAGGAGCUGCAGGGUCUGAUCAAGAGCUUCCUCAACGUGGACGAGGAGCAGGAGCUGACGGACGAGGAGCUGCAGCAGGCUGCCAGUUUGGAGACGAGGAUUUUCAACAAGGCGUACGUGCCUCACGGUCUGAAGGUGGUGCAGGCUCAAGCCGAUCAGGGCCUGCGGGGCCUGAUGGACCUGGAGCGCCGCUGGAGGCAGCACUUCCUCACCACCAUGCAGCCUCGACACCUCCCUCCGCUCUGGUCCGUCGACCACAACCACAGCAAGUUCCUCCGCAAGUACGGAGAGGACCUGCCCAUCAAACUCAACUGACGUCGGUCUCCAUGAGGACCACGAGCAGCUGCAGACCAGGACAGGAAGCUGAGCUUCUCAUCAGCCGGUCAGAGUGCCGGUUAGAUUUGAAACUUCCUGCAAACUUUACAAGCCAAAUUUUUAGUGAGUGGAUGAAUGAGCUGCUCCACCAGCCGGGACCGAAACGUUACCAACAUGUGGCAGCUGUAGAGUUACCACUCUGGUGUUAACAGGUGAAUACACUACACCUGCAGAUGGACAACGAACCUGAGCGCCCGUGAGAUGCUGCUAGGUUUCCACGUGGAUCCUGAAUGAACUUGAGCAGAGACUCUUUAUUUGUGAGAAGAUACCCAGCACUGAAUCCGAGUCCAUGACGCCACGGUGGACGCCAUGAGAUUGCAUACGGCCACUUUUUAUUAUGAAAGAUGUAUAAUUAUUUAUGAAAGGUUAAAAUAUCUAAAUUUAAGAACAGAUUUUUAGUAAAAGCUACAGCCUGCUCUCAAUUUAACUGACCCCACCCUCCCUCCUUAUCCUGCAGGUUAGAAGCUUUUGCCUCCAUCAGUCUGAGAAUAAACGCUUUGCAGAGACGGGAUCAUUUUAACACGACGCUCCACCCUGCUUUUCUUUUCACUGUUGUCUGUUUUAAGUCGAUAGAUGAAGGAUGAGUUCCCCAGACGCAUCUUUUGAAAUCAAAUUUCAUCUCGUGUUCCCUUCCCUUUUCUGAAAAGAUGAGUUUGGUCCCAAGGUGCCUUUGGGGCGGGUGGAGACGAAUACUAAACCACAGUGAAGUUGGCCGGUUGAUCAUUUUUAAGCUCCUGAUGUUUAUGCUUCGCUCGCUGCGUCUCCAGAUGUUUGGGACGCCUCCAUGGCUCGUGUUUUAACGUGCCUCUUAAUCCCCAGACACGGACCCGGAGCCGCAGCGUCGGGACGUGAGCUCGUUUCAGUUUACAGUGUUUCACUACGACGUCUUUGACAGAACCCAAACUACAGAAGAAGAAAAGGUGCCAACUCCGAAUGUGACUGAGUAUUAACCUUGAAACCAAACGCCCCCUUUGCAAAGGCUGAUAAAUGUCUUCACAGCUGCUUCGUCUCUGUCGAUAUUUUCCUGGAUGUAAAUCCUGAAUCUUUGUUUGUUUUCCUAAUUCAUGAAUGAUAUAAAAUAAAGGUAAUGUUUGUA
Molecule: messenger RNA, 3385 nt
Organism: Larimichthys crocea (large yellow croaker)
Lineage: Eukaryota; Metazoa; Chordata; Actinopteri; Sciaenidae
Gene: exd2
Product: exonuclease 3'-5' domain containing 2
Exons: 10
Coding region: 304-2229 (641 amino acids)
Biological process (GO): nucleobase-containing compound metabolic process
Cellular component (GO): nucleus; cytoplasm
Molecular function (GO): nucleic acid binding; 3'-5' exonuclease activity
Source: RefSeq, a predicted model, not a curated record